AGAGUAGGAACCUCCCAAAAGAUGUGUCGUCUCCGCCAUCAUUUCCCUGUACAAGCAUCCACUUCGUCUUCUCCCAUCUUUCCCUUCGAUAGAACCUUCACAAUCUCUCGUUGUCUCUUCGCUUCUCUUUGUUUAGAUUGGAGCUCCUCCCUCUCACGCAAAUAUGGAGAGGGUUAUCGUCACAGAGGGCCUUCGUCCACUCCUUUCUAAUCCCCAAGCCCGGCUCUUCCACCCCGUCCACGCUAUCAGAAGCCGCCUAUCCGCCGCCGUCUGUCUCCCUUCCCUUGGCCUCGGAGCUCGACCCCCGACCUCCUCCUUCUACGGCUUCAGCUCCGAGAAUAAGAAGCCAUCGUUUCCGGGUUGGGGGACUGCCGAUGAGCACGAAAGGCGGCUCCUUCACCCACGGCUCUGCAGAAAACAGAGGAAAGCUCCGUUUUUUAGAGCUGGCGCGGCGAUCUCGGCUGGCGGAGACGGCGUUAUCGACGAUAAAGAGAACCCCAAGUUCUUAGGCGUCGAGUUAGUGACGCUUAAGAAGAUAAUUCCCCUCGGGAUGAUGUUCUUCUACAUUAUCUUCAACUACACGUUCCUGCGCGACACCAAGGACGUCCUGGUGGUGACGGCCAACGGGAGCGGCGCGGAGAUCAUACCCUUCCUGAAGACGUGGGUGAACCUGCCCAGGGCGGUGGGCUUCAUGCUGCUGUACACCAAGCUCGCCAACGUGCUGUCAAAGGAGGCUCUUUUCUACACGGUUAUCGUCCCUUUCAUUGCCUUCAGGUUCGUCUUGUAUCCCCUCAUCAGCGUCAUCCACCCCACAGCGCUCGCGGAUAAGCUUCCGGCGGCGCUCGGCCCGAGCUUCCUCGGCCCCGUUGCUAUCUUGAGGAGUUGGAGCUUCUGCCUUUUCUAUGCGAUGGCAGAGCUCUGGGGUAGAGUUGUCAAUUGGGUUCUCUUCUGGGAGUUUGCCAAUCAGUGCCAACCAGGUCAACAUCAUUGAUUGGACAGUGUCGACCAAGUACGGUGUCAUCCUGUAAAGAUCGGGAUGAUGUCGAUCGAGUACAACAUCGCCUCACAAAGAUCGAGAUGGUGCCAACCAAGUACAAUGCAAUCUCGCAAAGAUCGGGAUGACGCUGAUCGAGUGCGGCACCGUUGUUUGGCGCUGUGGCACAAAGGACGCCCGAUGUCUACACGAGAAGUGAGCUCGCCGCUUAAUGGGUCGAUGACCAUAAAUAUGUCAGGUACGGUUGGUCCUCAGCGUAGGGUAUAAAAACCCUUCAUCGGGCUGACAUAGAGGGAGUUCUUUUGGCUCGUUUCCACUCAGUUUUAAUAAAAUCUUCGGAGGGAUCGAGUUAGGAAAUCCCCCUCCCGACCUCGACCUGUGUGCAAGAGCAAGCAACGAAGAAGGAGGCGACCGAUAAAAGGGGCAC
This is a messenger RNA of Musa acuminata AAA Group (dessert banana), 1421 nucleotides long. RefSeq names its product plastidic ATP/ADP-transporter-like. Gene Ontology annotation, molecular function: ATP:ADP antiporter activity. The transcript has 2 exons. The record is from RefSeq and is a predicted model, not a curated record. Gene Ontology annotation, biological process: nucleotide transport. Gene Ontology annotation, cellular component: membrane. Lineage: Eukaryota; Viridiplantae; Streptophyta; Magnoliopsida; Zingiberales; Musaceae. The coding region runs from base 164 to 991 and encodes 275 amino acids.